UUUAUAUUUAACAUUGAUUCACUUAUUUUAAAGCGUUAAAUAUGGACAGAAAAUUUAUAAUUUUGGCCGCGUUACUUAGUUGCGGUGUCAACGCAAAAGAGCCGAGGUUCGUGGACGCGGGAUCUAACGUGACGGUGGUGGUGGGCCGCGACACCACGCUCACAUGCCGGGUGGAGGACUUGAACGAUUAUAAGGUGGCGUGGCUGCGCGUAGACACCCAGACCAUCCUCACAAUCGGUCCCCACGUCAUAACCAAGAACCACCGCGUGGGGGUCGCGCGCGGCUCCGCGCAAGCGUGGGCGCUGACGCUGCGCGACGUGCGGCCGGCCGACGGCGGCGCGUACAUGUGCCAGGUCAACACCGAGCCCAUGAUCACGCAGACGCACCAGCUGCAGGUUGUCGUGCCUCCGGAUAUCGUGGAUAGCGGCAGCAGCGGAGAAGUGAUGGUACGCGAGGGCGAGAACGUGUCCAUACACUGUGCAGCCUCGGGAGUUCCGCCCCCCACCAUCAUGUGGAGGAGAGAGGACGCGGGGGUCAUGAGGAUUGGGGAUCAGAGCGUGAGCAAAUGGAGUGGCGUCUGGCUGAACCUCACGGCCGUCGAGAGAGUCAUGAGCGGCGCCUUGCUCUGCAUCGCGAGUAACGGAGUGCCGCCUUCUGUUAGCAAGCGGAUACCCCUACGUGUGUUGUGCAAACCAACUGCAGUAGUGACACAGAAAAUGAUAGGGGGCUAUUUGGGACAAUCGGUGUUGCUACAGUGCAAAAUAGAGGCGUACCCUACACCGAGUGUCUACUGGACACAUAUCAACAUCAACAGGAUACAAAACGGUUCGAAGUACCAGACGCUCAUAAAAUCCAACAGUUACAAGCACACAGCCGUGCUGAAGAUCGAUGACGUGUCGCGGGAUGACAUUGGCGCGUACCAGUGCGUCGCGGAGAAUGUACUCGGGACAGCGCGGGACGACAUCACGCUGUACACUCUCGCCACGACUACCACGAGUACCACGACGGUGACCACCACCAGGCCACCCACAGUUGUGACGGAACCUGCUUCCACGCAACCAUAUAUAGAGUUAGACACGAAUUCGGAGGAGUACGCGAAGGACGUGUCUAACGAUUACGUGGUCGUGCUGAGUCAACAUCAAAUGCAGAAUUUAGAAUUAUCGCCAAGUUUGUGACCAGAGAAAAGUCCAGACCACUGGCCACUGUGGUCUGCCGCGCCCAGAGUGACGCCUUCCUUAAACUUACUAUACAUAAUUAUAAUUGCGAUCGCCUGCUGAAGCAACGAGAUUAGUGGUGUUAAACAAUUAAACGGUGUAUAGCAUACAGAGCUUAAUAGUAUUUAGAGUAAUUCCACUUUACAUCGAAUAAUUUUAAUAAUGCAAAUUACUGUAUAUAUAAACAUAA
Messenger RNA from Cydia splendana, 1404 nucleotides. Its product is annotated as protein amalgam-like. Lineage: Eukaryota; Metazoa; Arthropoda; Insecta; Lepidoptera; Tortricidae. Bases 42 to 1175 code for a protein of 377 amino acids. The record is from RefSeq and is a predicted model, not a curated record. The transcript has 10 exons.